This is a messenger RNA of Ochotona curzoniae (black-lipped pika), 2933 nucleotides long. Its product is annotated as toll-like receptor 12. Gene Ontology annotation, molecular function: transmembrane signaling receptor activity; protein binding. Gene Ontology annotation, biological process: immune response; toll-like receptor signaling pathway; inflammatory response. The record is from RefSeq and is a predicted model, not a curated record. The transcript is spliced from 2 exons. Gene Ontology annotation, cellular component: membrane. NCBI's taxonomy places the organism in Eukaryota, Metazoa, Chordata, Mammalia, Lagomorpha, Ochotonidae. The coding region runs from base 1 to 2727 and encodes 908 amino acids.
AUGGGCAGGCACCUGCUGCUGCCUGGUCUGCUCCUGUUCCUUCCUUUGAUCGGAGGCUGGAUGAUUUCUAACUGCCUGUUGAUUGAAGACUGGCUGCCUCGGGUUUCUCGCUUCCUAACCUGCCCAGUUGACUCCAGAUGGCAUUUUCUUAUCAGCUGCUUUCAGGUGAACAAUGUUACCCAGGCCUUGGAGGUUGUGCCGCGCCAUGUCCAGGGGCUCUGUCUCUCUGGUUCUGCCUCACUGGUUCUGCCCCAGGAUGCUUUUGCCAACUUUCCAGGGCUCAAGGCCCUGGGGCUGAGUUUCCAUCUCCCACAGCCCCUACCAGGAGCUUUCCGGGGUCUCGCACAGCUGCAGCAACUCUCUUUCAAGGCUGCCAAGAGUGAUAAGCUGUUCUUCCUACCCUCUGAUGCCUUUAGUGACCUCAGAACCCUCCAAAACCUUUCCUUCUCAGGACUCUGCCUGGCCAAAAAUGUGAGUGUACAGUUGCCUCCGAAGCUACGGCAGCUGUCUGUCACCCUGAGCUGCCUUCAGGAUGUGGGGGAGCUGGCUUACAUCUUCCCAGAUCUGAUACGUGGUGCUUCCUCUGGCAAUGCCCGGACCCUGGACAUGUUGGAUCUAUCACUCAAUAGGAAGCUGAAGAAUAUCAGUUCUGGGUCUCUCCAGGGCCUGAGCCUGGGGACCCUGCGUCUGGAGCAUACACAGAUCGAAGCAGCUGCAGUAAUGGGACUGGGGCUGCAGAGGCUGGACACGCUGGUUGUGACACACACACGCACGCUGGCACUGCCAGCAGAUGUAGUUGCCCACCUGGAGCUGCAGCACUUGCAUUUGGGGAUCAAUCAGAUAAAGUCCAUUGCACCCAAGGCCCUAGCUUCCUGCCACAGCCUCAAGAGCUUGUAUCUUCAGAGCACUGGACUGACUGAGCUGCCGCCAGGGUUCCUGGCUGCCAUGCCCAGGCUGCAAAGACUUAACCUGGCUUAUAAUCAGCUGCAGAGUGUCCUGCUGUGUGCAGAUGGGACAGGGGCUAUGUCAGAGCUAUGGGCCCUGGACGUGUCCAGUAAUGGGCUGCACACCCUGCCUCCAGCCACUUUCUCCUGCCUGCCACAGCUACGAGAAUUGAAACUUCAGGGAAACCAGUUGACUUACCUAGAUGGACAGGUAUUCCAGGGCCUCCCGAGGCUAACAACCUUGGACCUGGAAAAGAAUCCUUUGGUAUCUCUAGGGGAGGGCUGGCUGGCCCCUCUGCCUGCACUGACCUCCCUAAACCUGCUAAACACCCAUGUGGUGCUGAGCUCAGCCAGGGACUUACAGGGUCCAGAGAAUCUGCGUGACUUGAGACUGCAGCUCCCCUCUGGCCCUUCUGGGAAAGCACUGUCCCUGCUCACGACGCUGACCAGCUUGGAGCUCCGUGUGGUCCAGAGCAGGAAGCCCUGGGUGCUGGCUUCUCCUUUUCCGGUCUUGCAAACCCUGACUUUAGAAGCCUGGGGCUUGCAGUUGGGGUCCCAGAACAUCUCUGAGCUGUUCCCUGCUCUUCGCCAGCUCUCUCUGAAGAGCCAUGUCUUGGAGGCCCUUUGCUCCCAGGGUCUUUCUCAUGUCUUCCUCUGGCAGCUCCACAGGCUGCAGUACCUGAAGGUCCAGGGACCAAUGCACAACUUCAGACCCUGCCGCAUCACAGGGCUGCCUGGUCUCCAGGAGCUCCAGCUGCAGUUGCUGCAGUCCAACCUCUGGCCUCACCCCCUGCAGCUGGAGGAGCUGGUCGGGGACCUGCCCCAGUUGCAGGUACUGAUGCUGGCCAACACGGGGCUGAAGUCUCUGUCGGCUGCUGCAUUCCAGGGCCUCAGCAGUCUCAAGGUCUUAGUGUUGGAUGGGGAGACACACUUGGUGCUGGACGACAGCCUACAGGAACACAGUCUUCAGAUGCCCCAGUACUUGUACAUCACAGUUUCGACCUUGGCCUGCAGUUGUGCCAAUGCCUGGGUGGAACCCUGGCUUAAGCAGUCCCCUAAAACCUACGUUUAUCUCUACUACUACUACAACCACGUAUGCCCAUUGGAAACUGGUGGCCAGUCCAAAAGCCUUCUCUUCCCCUUUCUUCAGGGCCACUGCCCCCAGACCUUCGGGCUGGGGCUCUUUGUGGGCUGCUCCUUGCUGCUGCUCCUGUUGAUCGCCUUACCCCUCCUUCAGGAAGCCAGGAACUCUUGGGUGCUUUAUCUCCAGGCCUGGCUCAGGGCUUGGUUCCAGGGGCUGUGCGGUCAGAGGGGUGAAGGCAGGCGAUUCCUCUACGACGUGUUUGUGUCCUACUGUGAGGAAGAUCAGGGCUGGGUGGUGCAGGAGCUGCUACCAGCUCUGGAGGGCUGUCCUCCCAUUGGCCGGGGACUGCGCCUCUGCCUCCCUGAACGGGACUUUGAGCCAGGCAAGGAUGUGGCUGACAACAUUGCCGACAGCAUGGCGGGGAGCCAGGUUACCCUCUGUGUAAUGAGUCACCAGGCCCUGUACACACCCCGCUGCCGCCUGGAACUCCGCCUGGCCACCUCCCUUGUGUUGGCAGCCCCCCACCCCCCAGUGUUGCUGCUGGUCUUCCUGGAACGCAUUUCCCGCCACCAGCUGCCGCCGUACCACAGACUGGCUUGGCUGCUCCGCCGGGGAGACUACUGCUUGUGGCUCCAGGAAGAGGAAGGAAAGAAGCGUUUUUGGGACUGGUUGGGGAGCAGGCUCAGCAGUCUGGGUUAGGGUAGGGUGGGUGCAUCAGGUGUGUUGCAGAAUUAGGACAAGCAAGCCAGCCUGGCAGCUAGAUCAUGGGCAUGUGCCUAAGAAGAUCUUCAAAAGGGCAGGGGGACCCCCAUUGCCAUCUGGGUGAUGGAGAGACUGGCAGCCAAGCACGACAAAGCUGGGAUGUUGCCCAGGAGGCAGCCACCUGCCUGUUCCUCCUGGGAACC